AAUCAGGUGAAACUGCUGGACCGAUCGACUUUCACGAAUUUUUCUUGCCUCCUUACUUUUAACUUCAACGGUUAAAUCUCACUGCAAACCAUUCGAUGGACUCACCAUCAUGGGCAGACGUUUUCCACUCAGCUUUCAACUCAUGUCUUCAUUGCUUCCAGGCACCUUCCGUUGACAGUGACAGCGAAUCUGUUCACAGACCGCCACGAUACCUCGAGUCACUGUUAACCGAGCCUCUUCUGGAUACAGAUACAGAAGCUGAGACUGUUUCUCUCCAUUCCAAUGUUGGCGAUAAUCGACGACGGAGGAGUCGAAAACAGAAACAGAAGAAACAAAUCACAUUCUUUGGUUUCGACUUGUUCGGUAAACGCUCAACAGGUCCAAUUCACCUUCCAGAGGAUGAUGAUGAAGAAGUUGAUGGGCUUCUUCGGCGGUCAAGACGUCAGCGUCAGCGACCAACUCGGAUUUCAUCCUCGUCUUCUCCUUCAACAAUUACGUUUGACGGUAACGUAUCUGACGCCGCGCCGUUGGACUCCGCGGCUAUCGAUGAGCGGGUCAUAGAGGAAGAGGAAUUACGGGCUGCAAAGGCACGAGAGAAGGACGAAAGGAGGAAAAAGAGGAAGGAAAGGAAGGAGAUGAAAAAACUAGCACGGGUCUUGAUGCAAAAUGGAGGCCAAGGUGACUUCGAGGGAUUCCAAGGCAGUGGAGGCUCAUACCCUCAUAUUCCUUCUCCCUUCCAACAAGGGUUUCUUCCCAGUCCAAAUUCUGAUGAUUUUGGGGCUUUCCACCAAGCUCAAACUCAUGCCGACAACAGGGAUGAAGAUGAAGCAGCAGACCUAGAUGGCAGUCUUUACGCUGCCAGAAAGCUCAAUGACGGAGGUAGUUCAGUAUCUGGCGGAGGUUCUGACUCCCGUCGAUCACCUAGGGGAACGUCGGCUUCUCAUUCAGAUUUUUCUAAUCCUCGUUCUUUCGCGGAAGACUCUGUCCCCUCUCGGCCAAAGAAGAAGAAGUCCAAGAAAUCUUCAGCUUCAACGUCUUCCUCUUCCAAAACUAAAUCCAGUAACUCUCGUUCCUCAGCUUCAGCUACGUCCUCAGAACAGACCGAGUCGCUAGCCUCACCUAUAUCCUCGAUGAGUCCCGCGAGUCCUCAGACUACCACCCUGCCGUCGGUAGCGGUGGACAAACCUACCUUGGAACUUGAAGGCUCUGGAUUUCCGAGAUCCGGAUUCGGGAUUGAGCGUAGCUUCCCGAGUCCUGGGCUUGGAUUUAAUGGGGCACCACGGAACGGAGUAGCACGAGGAGGAGCUUUUCUUGCUAGUCGAGACUGAGAAUGAUUAUAUCUAGUCGUAUCUUGAUUUAAAGUUUCUCUCAUGUAUGGACUUCUAUAUCCAGUAUAUCCUAUGGAUUUGCGAAGUGUCUUGUAUAUCUGUAUCCUGUACUGGUAUCACUUACUGAUAUGACAUACUUUCUCGAUAACACCGAAAUAGGC
Lentinula edodes (shiitake mushroom) is the source of this 1489-nucleotide messenger RNA. RefSeq lists its product as uncharacterized. The transcript has a single exon. The coding region runs from base 96 to 1328 and encodes 410 amino acids. The record is from RefSeq and is a predicted model, not a curated record. NCBI's taxonomy places the organism in Eukaryota, Fungi, Basidiomycota, Agaricomycetes, Agaricales, Omphalotaceae.